This is a messenger RNA of Iphiclides podalirius (scarce swallowtail), 966 nucleotides long. Lineage: Eukaryota; Metazoa; Arthropoda; Insecta; Lepidoptera; Papilionidae. The record is from the annotation of a GenBank genome assembly.
AUGAAGGCUAGAUUGCAAGAGGUCGCAGAAUAUUACGUGGCAGAAAGAAGGCCCAUACAAGCAGAGUUUAUGGCGCUCGCAUAUGAAUAUCAUGCAAAACCACAAAACAAUCAAGAGCUGAUUGACGACCAAAUAAAAGUUUUAGCGACCACGCUGGAACUGAUACAAACUUACUUCUUUUUUUGGGAUGACCUGGAUGAUGGAGCAAAGGAGAGAUGCGGGAAACCAUGCUGGCACGUACUUCCAGAUACUGGAUUACUUGCCCUUAACGAUGCAUCUCUAUUAAGAAGCCUAAUCAAUGAAACAAUGGAGCAAAAUUUUGACGGAGAACUUCUAAAAAAUCUGAUGUUCCUUUAUAACCGAAACUUCUUCAUUUGCUCCAUGGGCCAAUAUUAUGAUACCAUAGCGUCAAGGGUGAAAGACUAUAAUAAUUUUACACAGGAAACUUAUGAACAAAUAGUAUGGGGUAAAUCUGCGUUUUAUUCCGUCAAAUGUCCGAUAUUAGUAGGUUUAGCAUUAGCUAAUAAAUAUUCACCCGAAACGUACAAAAUCGUGGAUGACGUUGGGCAAUCCGUCGGCAGACUGGUCCAAGUGCAUAACGAUCUUAUAGACAUAUGCAACGCCGAAGGAACGGUGACCGGGAAAUCUGGAACAGACAUCCAAGAAGGCAAAUGCUCGUGGCCAGCGGUGGCAGUUUUGCAGAAGUGUAAUCCUGCGCAGCGGCGUGUUUUCGAAGAGAACUAUGGCAGUUGGGAGCCGGAGAGGGCGGCCCGCAUUCAGGAAUUAUACAAGGAGUUAGACAUUAUAAAUUUGUACAGGGAAGAGGUAGCCUCGUGUCGCGACAUUUUCUUUAGAAAAGUGAACGCACUGCCCAAAAACUCAACGCCCUCUGCUGAAUUUUUCGUCGAGUUCUACAACUUUUUUAAUACCUUCACAAAAGAUCUUACUUUGAUGUACGAUAAUCAU